AUGCAGUGGACGCGCCGAGUCGUGACUACCCGUCCAGCCCUGCCGGACGAUCGCCUCAAAGGUCGCGUGCGAUCGCCGUGGCAGUAGUACGGAACUGCGACCAUGCUGUGGAGCGGAGGUUGGCGGCUCACGGUGCAGCUGGGCUGCCUGCGCGGCGUUCUCUGGGCGCCUACCCAUAGGACCCUCAGACAACUGGUCUCCUGCAUCGACCCUUCCAUGGGACUAAAUGAAGAGCAGAAGGAAUUUCAGAAAGUGGCCUUUGAUUUUGCUACCCAGGAAAUGGCUCCAUAUAUGGCUGAGUGGGACCAGAAGGAACUGUUCCCAGUAGACGUGAUGCGGAAAGCAGCCCAGAUAGGCUUUGGGGGGGUCUACGUUCGAACAGAUGUAGGUGGGUCUGGACUGUCACGGCUUGAUACCUCUGUCAUCUUUGAAGCCUUGGCUACAGGCUGCACCAGCACCACAGCUUACAUAAGCAUCCACAACAUGUGCGCCUGGAUAAUUGACACAUUUGGAAAUGAGGAGCAGAGGCACACAUUCUGCCCCCCACUCUGCACCAUGGAGAAGUUUGCUUCCUACUGCCUCACUGAACCAGAAAGUGGAAGUGAUGCUGCAUCCAUUUUGACCUCAGCUAAACAGCAAGGAGAUCAUUAUGUCCUUAAUGGCUCUAAGGCCUUCAUUAGUGGUGGUGGUGAGUCGGAUAUCUACGUGGUCAUGUGCCGGACCGGAGGACCAGGCCCCAAAGGCAUCUCAUGCAUAGUUGUUGAGAAGGGAACCCCUGGCCUCAGCUUUGGCAAGAAGGAGAAAAAGGUGGGGUGGAACUCCCAGCCAACUCGAGCCGUGAUCUUUGAAGACUGUGCUGUCCCUGUGGCCAACAGAAUUGGGAGCGAGGGGCAAGGCUUCCUCAUAGCCAUGAAAGGACUGAAUGGAGGGAGAAUCAAUGUUGCCUCCUGCUCUCUGGGGGCUGCUCAUGCUUCAGUCGUCCUCACCCGAGACCACCUUAAUGUUCGCAAGCAGUUUGGAAAACCUCUGGCUAGUAACCAGUACCUGCAGUUCAAACUGGCCGACAUGGCAACAAGGCUGGUGGCCGCACGGCUUAUGGUCCGCCACGCAGCCGUGGCUCUGCAGGAGGAGCGGGAGGAUGCCGUGGCCCUGUGCUCCAUGGCCAAGCUCUUUGCUACAGAUGAAUGCUUUGCUAUCUGCAACCAGGCUCUGCAGAUGCAUGGAGGAUAUGGCUACCUGAAAGACUAUGCUGUCCAACAGUAUGUGCGGGACUCCAGAGUCCACCAAAUCCUAGAAGGUAGCAAUGAAGUGAUGAGGAUGCUCAUCUCUCGAAGCCUAAUUCAUGAGUAGUGCCCAGAGCUGAUAUUCCGGCAUGGUUUCCUGUGCAGCAGGACUCAAUGUUGAGUGGAUCCAGGUGGAUGUUCUGUUACAGAUGACUCCUGGAUUGAAGGCUAGGCUCUUGCAGGGUUGGACCAUCACCUCUGUGUGUGGGCAACGGCUUCUGCUGUAGGAGUGGAGACCAGCAGAACUGAAGGAGCAGUCCUGAUCAGAAAUAGCACAGAAGACAUACUGCCUUGUUUUCCUAAUGUCAGAAAUGUGAAGAAUCACCAUCAGACCAAAAGUCCUUUCUGGGAGCCACAUUGUCUAGAUUUGUCUGCAUUUUGCUAGUUCACUGGAUCCCUCUUCUAGGCAUCUGGGUACUUGCACUGAGGGCUUUUCCUAAUUAUAAAGCAAAGGUGUGGGAAAGGGGAAAUAGAGAAAAAAUGUCCUCCUAUCUUGUUCUCUAUACCUCGACUUAAGAUGCAGAAGGUUUCUGUGGGCAGCACUUCUUUUUUUUUUUUUUAAUAUUUUAUUGUACUUCAGGUGAAGGCUU
This is a messenger RNA of Trichechus manatus latirostris (Florida manatee), 1873 nucleotides long. It is a transcript of the gene ACAD8, whose product is annotated as acyl-CoA dehydrogenase family member 8. The coding region runs from base 103 to 1350 and encodes 415 amino acids. Gene Ontology annotation, biological process: lipid metabolic process. Gene Ontology annotation, cellular component: mitochondrion. NCBI's taxonomy places the organism in Eukaryota, Metazoa, Chordata, Mammalia, Sirenia, Trichechidae. The record is from RefSeq and is a predicted model, not a curated record. The transcript is spliced from 11 exons. Gene Ontology annotation, molecular function: acyl-CoA dehydrogenase activity; flavin adenine dinucleotide binding.